AUGGGGGUCUACCUAGAAUCAUGUGGUUACUCACUGCUUACGAUCACUUCCUUCCUUGGCAUGGGAGAAGUUGCAACAAAGAAGGCCUUUGAUUGGGUUUCAAAUGGUCCUAAGAUUGUAAAAUCUUCAUCAAUCAUUUGCAGGCUCAUGGAUGACUUGGUUGGUUAUAAGGAGAAAGAGGCUUGUGAUGCAUUGCAGGAGAAAGUCGUUGAAGCAUGGAAGGAUAUAAAUGAGGAGUGCCUUGAACCAAGAGAUGUUCCAAUGCCUCUGAUAAUGCGAGUAGUGAAUCUUGCAAGGGUUAUGGAUGUUCUUUACAAGGAUGGUGAUGGAUACACGCAUGCUAAAGGUUCCACCAAAAAACUUGUUCAUCCGUGCUCGUAG
Molecule: messenger RNA, 381 nt
Organism: Ziziphus jujuba (common jujube)
Lineage: Eukaryota; Viridiplantae; Streptophyta; Magnoliopsida; Rosales; Rhamnaceae
Product: probable terpene synthase 2
Exons: 2
Coding region: 1-381 (126 amino acids)
Molecular function (GO): terpene synthase activity; magnesium ion binding
Source: RefSeq, a predicted model, not a curated record